Messenger RNA from Heteronotia binoei (common prickly gecko), 1351 nucleotides. RefSeq names its product solute carrier family 35 member G1 (gene SLC35G1). The record is from RefSeq and is a predicted model, not a curated record. Bases 75 to 1253 code for a protein of 392 amino acids. The transcript is spliced from 3 exons. Gene Ontology annotation, biological process: calcium ion export across plasma membrane; regulation of cytosolic calcium ion concentration. Gene Ontology annotation, cellular component: plasma membrane; endoplasmic reticulum membrane. Lineage: Eukaryota; Metazoa; Chordata; Lepidosauria; Squamata; Gekkonidae.
GAAGGUCGCAUGCGCAGGGAAGUUGCCGGCUCCUUGCCGGCAGGCACUUGGAAGCAAACAGCUCGGCUGCUCUCAUGGUGCGCUUUCCGAGCGGGGACGGUGCAGCUGCAGAUCCCGUUAGUGCCGGCCAAGGCGUAUGGAGCGAGCCGAGCCAGGAGCUUUACGACGGUGGCGGCGAAGAAAAUGCUGGGCUACCCUGCCAGUGCCGGGCACACGACAUGGAAGCGGCGGAGGCUGCCCAGCCGGGUUCCCGCUUGCGGUGCUGCUGCUGCUCCCGCUGCCUCAGCGGAAGGGCCCCCUGCAGUGAGCCUGGAAUAGCCAAUAAAAAGACCUGUCCAGGACUCGGCCUGUUCUAUACAAUGCUGUCUGCUCUCUUCUUCUCAGUAGCUUCAUUGUUUCUAAAGAUAAUUGAAGAUGUUCAUUCAGUAGAAGCCAGUGCCUUUAGAUGUGUUUUCCAAAUGGUCUUUGUUCUUCCUGGUUUAAUAUACUACAAGACAGGAUUUCUGGGACCAAAAGGCAAACGAGUCAUUCUCUUCUUCCGAGGAUUAAUUGGCUCUGGUGCAAUGAUUCUUCUCUACUAUGCUUACCAGGUAAUGCCACUUGCUGAUGCCACGGUCAUUACUUUCAGCAGCCCAGUAUUCACAUCGCUACUGGCCUGGAUAUUUCUGAAGGAGAAAUACAGUCCUUGGGAUCUUCUUUUCACCCUGUUCACAAUCACUGGAGUGGUGCUGAUUGCAAGGCCACCUUUCUUGUUUGGGUCCAACAUUGCAGGUGUUGAAGGAAGCUACACAGAUCAUCUCAAAGGAACAAUAGCGGCUGUUGCAAGUGCAAUAUCUGCUGCUUCAACUUUUGUAAUCCUAAGAAAGAUGGGGAAAUCUGUGCACUAUUUUUUGUCCAUCUGGUAUUAUGCAGUAAUUGGAUUAAUAGUCUCUGUAAUAGCGCUUUUUGUAAUGGAUGUAUGGACUUUACCUCAUUGUGGCAAAGACAGAUUUCUCCUAAUAUUAAUCGGCCUGUUUGGGUUGGGUGGUCAGAUAUUUCUUACAAAAGCGUUGCAAAUUGAGAAAGCAGGUCCAGUUGCUAUAAUGAAAACUAUGGAUGUUGUAUUUGCUUUUAUCUUUCAAAUUCUUUUCCUCAAUCACUUGCCCACGUGGUGGACAGUAGGGGGAGCCCUUUGUGUAGUAGCUAGUAGCUCUGGAACUGUUAUUCGGAAAUGGAGAAAAAGUUCAAAAGAAGCUGAAGAAAAUGAAAUGUAACAAAGUGGCUUUUUUCUUUGCUGCUUUUUUGGAUGGUAUAAUUAUUACUUCCUAUAUUUUAAUAACUCAGAUUUCAUAGUAUGUUUAUAUUGACAGCC